Phytophthora sojae is the source of this 1188-nucleotide messenger RNA. RefSeq lists its product as hypothetical. NCBI's taxonomy places the organism in Eukaryota, Oomycota, Peronosporomycetes, Peronosporales, Peronosporaceae. The transcript has a single exon. Gene Ontology annotation, molecular function: 2 iron, 2 sulfur cluster binding. Bases 1 to 1188 code for a protein of 395 amino acids. The record is from RefSeq and is a predicted model, not a curated record.
AUGCGAUCGCAGGACUUGGCGGCCUACGUGCCGCAGCUGCAGCUGGGCGAGUCGGACGUGACGUCGCUCCGAGAGCUGACCGACACGCUGGUGGUCCACAACAUGGAGAGCUUCAACGCGCUGCAGGUGACGGCGGACGGCCACGCGGACGCCCACCAAUGGAAGGAGCUGCGCCGCAAGGACGGCAUCCGCGUGUACAAGGAGCGGUCGGCGACGCACUCUACUGCAUCCGGCCCCGCGCUGCCCUGCAUCCCGUCGCUUCUGCUGCUCGGCGCGGUCGUGGGCAAGCUCGAGGACGUCAUGUUCGUGGCGGCGGCCGCGACCGACGAGCAGAUGAAGCUCACGUCCAAGUGUCUGCAGGACGGCGUGCUCGAGAGCAAAGUGGUGCAGUCCGUCGUGGCUCCGAGCGAGGAGCAGCCGUUCCGACACGUCGGCGUCAAGUGGCGCCUGCACAACAACGCGCGCGACUUCGUGUGCGUGGACGCCACGGGCUUUGCCACGAGCAGCAAGGGCGAGCAAAUCGGCUUCAGCAUCUCGCACUCGGUGGCGUUCUCGCAGAUCCCGAGCUUCGACAAGUUCGGCGUCGAGCGCGCCAACAUGUCGGUGUGCUGCCUGUUCCGCCAAAAGGCGCCCGAGCUCGUCGAGUGCUACGCGCGCGGCUUCUACGACUUCCGCAGCGACAGCAACGAGCUCAUGAACAGCCUGUCGAUCAACGCGGUGGCCACGCAAUGGCUCAGCGUCUCACGGUACGUCGACUGCGCAGAGAUGAAGAAGCUCGUGUGGCGCUUGCGCAAGAACUCGGGCCUCCCAGUCAACGGGCCCAUGGUCAUCGAGCCGGUAGAGGAGACCGCGCAGCAGCAAAUCGACAAGAGUGAAGCUGGUAGUGGCAGUGGGUGCGCUGUCUGCAGACGCAGCUUGGGCUUCUCGCUGCGUCGGACGUGCAAGAUCUGCCAGCGCGGCGUGUGCUCCAGCUGCAGCGUCAAGAAGCUCGUGUGUGUGCUGGCGCCCGACCGUCGCACAGUGCUGGACAAGAAGCGCACGUUCUGCGCCGCGUGCGUUUGCCAAGUGGCCAAGAGCGACGCGCUGGCCAUCGCCCAGGACGAGAUCCGAGAGCUGCACGAGCGGCAGCCACAGGACGACGAAGACACGCCGCACAUUGACGAGACCUGCGCACUACAAGCUGUAUGA